UCCUUCCAUCCUCUUGUCCUAGAAAGCUCUCCAUAAUCUGAAUAUUUUUUCCACACAUUCCUUUGUUUUUUGCUAUUCAGAACUAGACAGAAGUAACUUCAAACCUCUGUUGUAAAAUGCAUAGAAAUAAUAACAAGAAGUCUCUCAACAUCUCAAGCAUGUUCCAAAACUUCAUCCCGGACAGCAACAUUUUCUCCCGACGCUGCAUUUGGGUCAACGGUCCCGUCAUCGUCGGAGCUGGCCCAUCGGGCUUAGCUGUAGCCGCCGGCUUGAAACGCGAAGGAGUGCCGUUCAUAAUCCUCGAGCGAGCUAACUGCAUCGCUUCCCUGUGGCAAAACAGGACGUACGAUCGUCUCAAACUCCAUCUCCCCAAACAGUUCUGCCAGCUACCCAACUACCCCUUCCCUGACGAUUACCCUGAAUACCCUACCAAGUUUCAGUUCAUCCAGUACCUUGAGGAGUACGCAACGCACUUCGACAUCAACCCUAAGUACAACGAGACGGUCCAGUCAGCGAAAUACGACGAGACGUUCGGGCUGUGGAGGGUCAAGACCAUUUCCAAGAGCGGGCAGCUCGGUUCUUGCGAGUUUGAGUAUAUCUGCAGGUGGCUUGUGGUGGCUACUGGUGAGAAUGCUGAGAAAGUUGUGCCGGAUUUCGAAGGUCUAGAGGACUUUGGCGGAGAUGUUCUUCACGCCGGUGACUAUAAAUCCGGUGGAAGGUACCAAGGGAAGAAUGUUCUGGUCGUGGGAUGCGGAAACUCAGGCAUGGAAGUCUCUCUUGAUCUCUACAAUCAUGGAGCAAACCCAUCAAUGGUCGUUCGUAGCUCUGUUCAUGUGUUACCGAGGGAGAUUCUUGGGAAGUCCACGUUCGAACUAGGAGUCACCAUGAUGAAGUGGAUGCCGGUUUGGCUCGCGGACAAGACACUGCUCCUACUAGCUAGGAUUGCGUUGGGGGAUACCGACAAAUACGGUCUGAAAAGGCCAAAAAUCGGACCGUUAGAGCUGAAGAACAAGGAAGGCAAAACACCGGUUCUCGACAUCGGGGCACUGCCAAAAAUCAGAUCGGGAAAUAUCAAGAUCGUCCCGGGAAUCAUAAAGUUCGGUCGAGGAAAAGUUGAGCUAGUCGAUGGACGUGUUCUUGAGAUUGAUUCCGUUAUUCUAGCUACUGGUUACAGAAGCAACGUCCCUUCAUGGCUUAAGGACAAUGACUUCUUCUCCGAUGAUGGGAUACCGAAACACCCGUUUCCAAACGGAUGGAAAGGAGAGGCGGGAUUGUAUGCGGUCGGGUUCACGAGAAAAGGAUUGUUCGGCGCGUCGCUGGACGCGAUGAGUGUGGCUCACGAUAUUGCAAACAGGUGGAAAGAAGAAUCUAAGCAACAGAAGAAAACUGCUGCUGCUCGUCAUCGUCGAUGUAUCUCACAUUUCUAGUUUGGAAAAACAAAUAAUAUAAAUAUUAGGGAAGGAAAAAAAAAUACAAAAUGGAGAAAGGGAAAAACAAAAAUUAAGCCCUCUCCUAUGAAGAACAAACCCAAAAAAGAAGUGAAAAUAAAAGAAUAUUUGGGUUUUCUUCUUUAUUUUAUGGAAGAUGUGGCUUUUUUAUAUAUAUUCUGAUUUUUAUUAUAUUGUUUUGAGUGUGCUUUAUUUUCUUCUUGUUGUGUAUUAUUUUCUUCUUCAUUUAAAUUUUGAACUCUGUAAGAAGUUUUGCUUAAUCUA
This is a messenger RNA of Raphanus sativus (radish), 1712 nucleotides long. RefSeq names its product probable indole-3-pyruvate monooxygenase YUCCA3. Gene Ontology annotation, molecular function: flavin adenine dinucleotide binding; N,N-dimethylaniline monooxygenase activity; NADP binding. NCBI's taxonomy places the organism in Eukaryota, Viridiplantae, Streptophyta, Magnoliopsida, Brassicales, Brassicaceae. The transcript has 3 exons. The coding region runs from base 117 to 1427 and encodes 436 amino acids. The record is from RefSeq and is a predicted model, not a curated record.